This is a messenger RNA of Adineta ricciae, 330 nucleotides long. The record is from the annotation of a GenBank genome assembly. Lineage: Eukaryota; Metazoa; Rotifera; Eurotatoria; Adinetida; Adinetidae.
AUGUCAGUCCUACAUAUUAACAGCAUUGGUGCUUUUACUCAAUUAUCUUCAAAUCAUGAUCAUAUUCCAAAUCGAUGUGUAUCAGACAACUUUUCCGCAUCGCGUUCAUAUACACCUGAAUAUCAUACCCAAACUGCAUAUCUUGCUCAACAUCGUCUAUGCGAACAAUUACGUGAAGAAGCCAAACGUGAUCGGAUAAAAGUCUCGAUUGUAUGUAAAGAUCUUGUUCGUUACAUUACAGAUCAUCAAACAACCGACACACUUGUCAUGGGAUUUUCAUCACCUAGAGACAAUCCAUUUCGCGAUAAACAAAAAUGUUCUUUGUUGUAA